CCAGAUGACAUCCAAAAAGAAUUUAUGCGACACUUAUUCCAAGCUGUUGAGGAACACAAAGUUGGAAUUUUUGAGAGUCCAACCGGAACUGGAAAAUCGCUCUCAAUUAUAUGUUCUACAUUGACGUGGCUUCAUUCGGAUCGAAGAAGAUUAACUGAAGAAGCAGUGGCCACACUUACCGCCAAGCUAAAAGCAGACUGUCCAGAUGAGCCCGAUUGGGUUUUGAAACAAGAUAUCGAGCGUAAAAAACGCGAGCUUUUGGCAGGUGAAGAAGAAUUAGAGAAACGACUUCUUGCCAUCAGAUGUCAAGAGUCAGAAGCUAAGCGAAACCAAAAUCGGAAACUGGACGCUCCCAGUAAAAGACGGGUAUGUACAACACCAACUACCACACCUUCUAAGAAAAUUGCUACCAUAUCUGAUCAAUCUGAUGAAGAAUUUGCACCAGAAGAUGAUGAGGGCCAAGAAGAUACAAUCGGUCCUAAUGGGCUUCCUCGUAGUAUAUACUUCACAUCCCGUACACAUUCCCAGCUCAGUCAAUUUGUGAGCGAACUUCGUAAGACUUCAUUCGGUCUCGGAACUCGCUUGAUAGCACUAGGAUCUAGGUCGAAUCUAUGCGUUAAUGAAGAAGUCAAAAAGAAGGCAAAAUCACUGGAAGCGCUCAACGAGGCUUGUACAGAUCUUCAGAAGGGAGUUUUACCGAAUGAUCUGAAUCUCUCUUACGCUCGACAGUCUGAAGUGAGGGAUAUUGAAGAGUUAGCAAGUCUUGGAAAAGAGCGUGGGGUAUGUCCGUACUACGGCGCUCGAAAAGCUUUAAGGCAAGCUCAGAUUGUCACAUUGCCCUACAAUCUACUAUUACAGAAGUCGUCGCGAAAUGCCCUGGGGAUUUCAUUGACAGAUAAUGUGAUCAUCGUUGAUGAAGCACACAAUCUGAUUGACAAUGUAUUAGCAAUUCAUUCAACAUCAAUCUCAUCAAAUUUUCUAGAAUUAGUAAAAAACUCAUUCAAGAUCUAUAUAAAAAAGUUUGAAAAAAAACUCAAAGGAUCCAACUUAGUACAUUUACAACAACUUGUACGUGUCUUCGAAUGUCUUGGAAAUUAUUGUGAUGAAUUGGCAAAAGCUUUACCUAAGAAUUUAGGAAAACAUGAAGAGAUUAUCACUACCAAUUCUCUUUUACAAAAAACUGGGGUUUUAGAUUUACUCAAUAUGCACGAUUUAGAAGAAUACCUCAAUGAAAGUAAAAUCAUUAAUAAGAUCUCAGGAUACGCUACUAAAGUAGAAACUGUAAUGAAUAACACCGAUUCGGAUGACAAAGCUUUCAAGACCCGUUCAACUUUUGUAACUGGUUUUUACAGAAUUCAAUCAUUUAUGCUAGCUUUAUCUAAUGCAGAAAAAGAUGGACGUGUUUUAUCGAGCUCUGAGCGGUCUAGUACUGAUGAGAAAAAAGUGGUAGUCACCUUAAGAUAUCAGCUUUUGAAUCCUUCUGAAACAUUUAGGGAUGUGGCAUCCGAAGCUCGAUCAGUGAUUUUGGCUGGUGGUACCAUGGCACCUAUCAGUGAUUUUCGAACCCAGUUGUUUCCAUACCUCGGUCCUGACCAAUUUUUGGAAUUCGCAUGUGCUCACAUUGUACCCCAAGAAAAUUUGCUGGUCAGAGUCGUUCCUCAUGGACCUAGCAAGACACCACUAGAAUUAAAAUUUGCAAGUAGGGGAGAUAAUAAGCUGCUUGAUGAUCUAGGCCAAUCAAUCUCCAAUAUUUGUAAUGUUGUGAAGGAUGGAAUUGUCUGCUUCUUCCCUUCCUAUGCUAUUCUAGACAGUUUAAGAGAUCGUUGGAAAACUAGCGGCUUGUUGAGUAGGUUAGAAAAUCGAAAAAAGGUUUUCAAUGAACCUAAGAGCUCGGCAGAUGUAGAAACGACACUCAAAGAUUACGCUUCAGCCAUCACAUCUCCUACUUUACCUCAAACAGGUGCUUUACUUUUUGCAGUCGUAGGUGGCAAACUAUCAGAGGGUAUAAAUUUCUCUAAUGAGCUUUGUAGAGCAGUAAUAGUGAUCGGUAUACCGUAUCCUAAUGCAAACUCUAUCGAACUUAAAGAACGUAUCAAGUAUGCUGAAACUUUGAGUGGAGGUAAACGUGAAGCUGGUGCGGCUUUGUAUUCUAAUAUGGCAUUUAAAGCUGUCAACCAAUCAAUCGGUCAAUCAAUUCGACACGCAAAUGAUUGGUCGUCGAUCAUCCUUUUGGAUUCAAGAUAUGGUACUGAAAAUAGUCAAAAGAAAUUACCAGGUUGGAUUAAUUCUAGUUUACAGAUAUCAGAUAACUUUGGGAAACUUGUAAAAGAUUUAGCACAAUUUAAUCAAAGAAUGAAUAAGAAGAAUGUCACUUGA
Melampsora larici-populina 98AG31 is the source of this 2376-nucleotide messenger RNA. RefSeq lists its product as uncharacterized. The annotation marks the transcript as partial. Gene Ontology annotation, cellular component: nucleus. Lineage: Eukaryota; Fungi; Basidiomycota; Pucciniomycetes; Pucciniales; Melampsoraceae. The record is from RefSeq and is a predicted model, not a curated record. Gene Ontology annotation, biological process: establishment of sister chromatid cohesion; nucleobase-containing compound metabolic process. Gene Ontology annotation, molecular function: ATP binding; hydrolase activity, acting on acid anhydrides, in phosphorus-containing anhydrides; DNA helicase activity. The transcript has 18 exons.